Messenger RNA from Psammomys obesus (fat sand rat), 581 nucleotides. RefSeq names its product N-fatty-acyl-amino acid synthase/hydrolase PM20D1-like. Gene Ontology annotation, biological process: amino acid metabolic process. Lineage: Eukaryota; Metazoa; Chordata; Mammalia; Rodentia; Muridae. Gene Ontology annotation, molecular function: hydrolase activity, acting on carbon-nitrogen (but not peptide) bonds, in linear amides. The record is from RefSeq and is a predicted model, not a curated record.
AAGCCUUUCCUACAGUGUUCAACCGCAGCUUUAUCCAGCAUGAAGUCGUGGGACAGUAUAGCCACCUGUUCUCUGUCUAUGGCUCAGAUCCCAGUUUGCAGCCCUACAUGCUGAUGGCUCACAUGGACGUGGUUCCUGCCUCUGAAGAAGAAUGGGAGGUGCCCCCGUUCUCAGGCCUGGAGCGUGAUGGCUUCAUCCAUGGCCGGGGCACACUGGACAACAAAAACUCCCUGAUGGCAAUCCUGCAGGCCUUGGAGCUCCUGUUGACCAGAAACUAUAGGCCCAGAAGAUCUUUCUUCAUUGCUUUGGGCCAUGAUGAGGAGGUGUAUGGGCUAAAGGGAGCUCGACAGAUUGCAUCACUCCUACAGGCAAGGGGUGUUAAGCUGGCCUUCCUUGUGGAUGAAGGGAGUUUUAUUUUGGAAGGUUUUAUUCCGAAACUAAAGAAGCCUGUUGCCAUGAUUUCAGUCACAGUGAAGGGUAUCCUUGACCUCAUGCUGCAAGUAAACAUGACUCCGGGCCACUCUUCAGCACCCCCAAAGGAGACAAGCAUUGGCAUCCUUUCUGCUGCUGUCAGCCGGUAA